UAUCUAGAUCGCAUCUGGAUGAUUAUGUGUAUUAAUCUGCAUGUGUAUAAAAUCAGUGAUACUUGCUGUGUGAGAGAAUCAUUAAUGAAUAUGACGGGUUAUUUAUAUAUUGUGCUUUCUGAAGAGAGGUUAUAUAUGAGCUCUUCCAUCGGGUUAUCCUGAUAAGUGGGUCAAGUCUUAGCCCUUGGGCUUUGCAGCGGGAUCCGCUGUGGGUGAAAAGGAGUGUAGCGAAGCAUACUAAUUGCCAUGGAGAUUUACACGAAGACGACUUAGCUCCCUGUUUAAGGCAGCGCCCUUUAAGCCAACUAAUGAGCGUCAAGCUGGAUAUGCCGAGAUUCUUACCAGG
Messenger RNA from Acanthoscelides obtectus, 346 nucleotides. Lineage: Eukaryota; Metazoa; Arthropoda; Insecta; Coleoptera; Chrysomelidae. The record is from the annotation of a GenBank genome assembly.